AUGUCCCAAUCCGACCAACCCAACGGCAAAGACCAUGCCGCAAAGGAGUCUACGCCUCCUGUCGAGGCCCCUAUCGAGUCUCAGGCCGAAGGCAACGAGGUUGACCAGGGCCUGGAAGCCUUGAUUACUCUUACUAUCAAGCUUCCCCAUGAGCCCGGCCAAAUGCAGAUCACGGUUUCGCCCCAAGAACAGGUCCACGAAGUUAGACAGUCCAUCAUCGACCUCCCCGUGGCCUUCCAAUACACUUGCUUCCACUUGGAGCACCAUGGCGAGCGCAUCAACGACUUCCUUCCCAUUUCCGAAAUCGAGGGUCUGACCGAGGACCCCGAGGUCAAACUGGUUGAAGAUCCCUACACUGAGAAGGAGGCGCGCAUACACCUGGUUAGGAUCAGGGAGUUGAUUGGCGCUGCCGGAGACCGCACCGAUGCAGUCCAGGGCAUACUGCCUGGCCUGUCCCUCCUCGACACUGUUGUGCCGCCGUUGGAAGAGCAGGCCAACGGAGAGCAGCCUCAGGUUGUCAAAGAAGCUAAGGAAGACUACACUUUCGAUGCUCCUGUCCCCGUCUCGACCCUGUUGCCUCCCGUCGAGGAGGAAGAGGCUCCAAAGACGAUCAAGUCCAUUUCCCUCUCCGCCUGGAACCCGCCGCCUGUUCAUCUCAAGCAAAGAGGGCACCUGUUGUACCUCGUGGCUACAACCAACGAGGGCGAGCAGCACCAGAUCACGGCUCAUGUUGGGGGUUUCUUUGUCAACAAGUCGUCCAAUGCCAAAUUUGAUCCUUUCCCUCGGCCUGCUCCCAAGGGGGCUUCGGCGCACUCUCUGCUUGGCCUUCUUGAAAAGGUCUCGCUCUCCUUCUCGGCUUCAUUCGUCAAGCUGCAGGACUACAACAAUCGCAAGGAUCCUCUGGCGACCUUCCAAAUCACGAACGCGAUACCCGCCGCACCAUGGAUCGUGCCAUCCUCAUCCUCCCCCUUAUGUGCUCACAGCCCCGACUCGACACGGUCCCAGGAGACGUAUCUCAUUGCCGGGGCUGAUAACACCGACACUCUGCGAGACUGGAAUGAGGAGUUUCAGUCUGCGAGAGAGCUUCCCAAGGACACGGUCCAGGACCGUGUCUUUCGUGAGCGCCUCAUGUCUAAGCUUUUCGCCGAUUAUAACGAUGCGGCCACUCGAGGUGCUGUUCUUGUUGCUCGCGGCGAGAUCCCUCCAUUGAACCCAACAGAGUGCAAGGAUGCCCAAAUCUUUGUGUACAACAACGUUUUCUUCUCCUUUGGUGCUGACGGCGUUGGUACCUUCACAUCUGAGGGAGGCGAUGAGGCUGCUCGCGUUGCCACCGGCAAGGACGUCGCCGGCGUCAGGUUGGUCAAUCAGCUUGAUAUCGAUGGCCUUUUCACUCCUGCCACUGUUGUGGUCGACUACCUCGGCAAACGCAUCGUUGGGCAGAGCAUUGUUCCGGGCAUCUUCAAGCAGAGGGAGCCUGGCGAAAACCAGAUCGAUUACGGUGCCGUCGAUGGAAAGGAGGUUGUGGCCUCAGAUGAGCGAUUUGCGUCUGUUUUUGCGAAGCUGUCGCAGGCCCUCAAGGUCAAGAAGCAUGCUGUCUGGGACAAGGAUGGCAAGCGCGUUGACCUGGAGGCUAGCGUAGAGACCAAAGGUCUGUUGGGAACCGACGCCAGGAAAUACGUCCUCGAUUUGUACCGCGUGACGCCUCUGGACAUCGAUUGGCUAGAGGAGGAAGGCGAGGCUGAAUAUCCCCACCGUAUGGCUGUUCUCCGUCCUGAGCUGAUUGACUCAUACGGAAGGAAGAAGAUGAAGGCUUGGGUUGACGAGGAGUUGGCUCGCCGGGGCCAGACUGCCAAGGAUGCGGCUAAGGAUGUGGCCAAGGAUGAGACACUGGCUGAGCCCAAGAAACCGAAGCAGGUUGCGGCCAAAGAUGAGGAGAGUGACGACAGUGAUGACAGCGACGACAGCGAAGCGAGUGAGAGCGAGAGCGAAAGUGAGAGCGAGGAUGGGUCAGAGCCCAACAAGAAGGCUGUCAAGACCGAAACGUCCGAAGAACCGAAGGAGGUCGAAACAUCGAAAGAGUCGAAGGACUCCAAGGAUCAUAUCGACCUUUCCAAGUUUUCGUUUUCUCUCAACCCCGAUGUCUUCAGUGGACAGACUCCUCAGACCGACGCUGAGAAGGCCGAGAUGGAGCAAGACGAGAAAGAUGUUCGCCUCGCAACCAAGUACCUUCGUGAGCAGGUCAUUCCUGACCUCAUUCGCGAGCUCACAGACUGCGACAUUAGCUUCCCCAUGGAUGGUCAGUCCCUCGGCCGCCUUCUGCACAAGAGAGGUAUCAACAUCAGAUACACAGGCAAGGUGGCAGCGCUUGCUGAAGAUCCUCGCCUGCAGUGCUUGAAGGACAUUUGUGUCCAAGACAUGGUUGCCCGAUCAUUCAAGCACGUUGCUGCGAACUACCUGCGUCACUUGCCGGCGCCUUUUAGUUCGUCGUGCAUCUCUCAUCUGCUCAAUUGCCUUUUGGGCUACAAGUUGAACCCUAAGCCAUCCGCGGAGAUCGAUCUCGACCUGAAGUCUCUGUACUCCGACGCGGACUUGUCAUUUCAGCAGGUGACUCCGGAGUCUAUUCGAGCCAAUAUCGCGGAGGAGGCCCUCAAGCGAUUCAGGUACAGGCUUGACCCAGAGUGGUACACAAAGGUCAAGCCCUUGCAGCUGCUGCGCGAGAUUUCAUUGAAGCUCGGUUACCAGCUGCAGACCAAGGAGUACAACUUCACCGACAAGCCGGUUGCGCAGGCGGCCCCUGCCGCCGCUUCUGCCAACAAUGGCACACCCGCCACCAAUGGACAGGUCAACGGAGAAGGCGGCAAGAAGAAAAAGAACAGGAAGGUCGCGGCCAAGGACGCAAUCCCGGUGUCCUCAGGCCCACUGUCUCCGGCAACCACCUUCACUUCGGACGAUAUCGUCAAUGUCGUGCCCAUUGUGAAGCACUCCUGCCCUCGCAGCGCUCUCGCGGAGGAGGCAUUGGAAGCAGGUCGCAUUUCCAUCAUGCAAAACCAGCGCAAGCUCGGCCAGGAGCUUCUCCUUGAGUCGCUUUCUCUGCAUGAGCAGAUUUACGGAAUCCUCCACCCCGAGGUCGCGCGUGUGUACAAUACUCUGUCCAUGCUGUACUAUCAGCUGGAUGAGAAGGAAGCCGCCAUCGAGCUGGCCAGAAAGGCCAUUGUUGUGUCCGAGAGGACCGUUGGUGUCGACUCUGCCGAAACCCUGCUCAACUAUCUUAACCUGAGCUUGUUCCUUCAUCAGGCUGGCGAUAGCACUGGUGCACUGACCUUUGCCAAACAUGCGCUGAAGCUGUGGAAGAUCAUCUACGGCGCGGACCACCCUGACUCCAUUACCACCAUCAACAACGGUGCUGUGAUGCUUCAGCAUCUCAAGGCCUACCAUGAGUCCCGUCUGUGGUUCGAGGAAUCCCUUCGCAUAUGCGAGACGGUCUUCGGUAAGAACUCCAUCAACGCUGCCACCCUCCUCUUCCAGCUCGCACAGGCUCUAGCUCUGGACCAGGACUCCAAAGGCGCUGUCAACCGCAUGCGCGAGUCGUACAACAUCUUCCUCAACGACCUCGGACCUGAGGACAAGAAUACCAAGGAGGCGGAGAGCUGGCUGGAGCAGCUGACACAGAACGCUGUGUCGAUUGCCAAGCACGCAAAGGAUGCGCAGGCGAGGCGUCUGCGCGCCGGCAUCCACUUCACGCCCAAGGGUGCGCCAUACCAGGCCUCUUCCACCGCCCCAAGUGUGUCGAGUGGGCCGGCCAACGUCGGCUCACAACUGGGCGGCUCGUCGCAGAUGGACUCGCGCAGCAUUGACGAGCUGAUCAAGUUCAUCGAGGGCACCGACCAACAAACCAAGACUCCCAAAGGCAGGGUGAGCAGGGGCAACCCCAAGAGAAGGGGCAAAUCUUCCAAGUAA
Molecule: messenger RNA, 3957 nt
Organism: Colletotrichum higginsianum IMI 349063
Lineage: Eukaryota; Fungi; Ascomycota; Sordariomycetes; Glomerellales; Glomerellaceae
Product: Clustered mitochondria protein-like protein
Exons: 4
Coding region: 1-3957 (1318 amino acids)
Biological process (GO): intracellular distribution of mitochondria
Cellular component (GO): cytoplasm
Molecular function (GO): protein binding; mRNA binding
Source: RefSeq, a predicted model, not a curated record